AUGGGCUUUAGAAGGCAUAAAUUUUUACCUCUUGAUACUUUCAAGAAGGGAGAUCUUAGAUGGAGCAUGCGCAAGAUUAUAAUUCAGAGCGAGGCAAUAUGUCACGUGAGGUUUUCUGGCAAGGUGAAGGUGCCUCUUGUUCUGGAUUUCAGAGUCCUUCGUAAAUGGCUUGAAGUUGGAGCACCUAAACUUUGAGUAAAAAGAGCACCCAAUUUCACCCGAAGGAGAAAGUAUCAAACUAAGCAAUUAAUUAAAUUUCUUAAUUAUUGUAAAAAUGGAUAUUCAAAGAAAUUGGGCUAUUUAAAAAAUCGUCAGGCAUAAAUAUGUAUUUCUUUUAAUUUUUUGAAAUUAUAUGCACUAUGAAGGGUUGAUAAAAAUAAAUUUUUCCUAUUUUUAGCAAUCAUUUUUUAAAUAGUAGCAUAUGAUUUUGCCUAAGUUUUGUAUUAUAGUUAUAAAUGAUUUCAAAAUGGCUUAGAAAUCAGAAGUAAAAUAUUCUUUACAAAAGUAAUCCUAUUGACUAAUACUUUAAGUAAACUUGCAGAGAAAAAUUUUAGUGACGUAAAAUUUGACUGUCAAGCUGAACUCCUGUUUUUGUGGCUCAAUUAACUACAUUUGAAUUAUCUCGUUGCAUAAAAAGUUAGAUGAAAAAUGUGUUCUAAAUCGUCCUUAUUCAUUCUUAAUUGUUUAUAAACUAUUUAUUUUCAAUAAAUAUCAAUAAAACUGCCUGUCUCCGCUAUUCUUAAGUGAUUCUUCUCGACAAUUCCAUCUUUGCCUCAUUCAAUUGGCGAAUUUUCUCAAUGAAUUAUAAUCAAUAAUUCCUAAUAAAAUGGAUCACACUGAACAACUUACACAUGAGCACAAAGAACUUUCACAAAAAUUUUUGUUUGCAAGGCUAGAGACAUACAAUUUUUAUAAUAGAGACCCCAGCCCUGUCAUGAAAACUAGAGAUAGGCAUCAACCUUGCAGAGGGGAGAUUAGAAAGGCUCAAGAGUCAAUUUCACAUAUAUAUUAUCCCCCUAA
Blepharisma stoltei is the source of this 1020-nucleotide messenger RNA. The record is from the annotation of a GenBank genome assembly. NCBI's taxonomy places the organism in Eukaryota, Ciliophora, Heterotrichea, Heterotrichida, Blepharismidae.